This is a messenger RNA of Linum tenue, 683 nucleotides long. The record is from the annotation of a GenBank genome assembly. Lineage: Eukaryota; Viridiplantae; Streptophyta; Magnoliopsida; Malpighiales; Linaceae.
AUAAAAGAGCUCUCUUCUUGCUUUGAUUGCUAGCCAUGGCGACUGCUCUCAUCAACAUACUAGUCCUUCUUCUUCCGGUCUGCCUCGUCGCUCUUCAACUAGCCCAGUGCCAUAAUGAUAUCUUGCUAAUCCAGGACGUGGCCGACGACCCUUCUUCUCCUCCAUCAAUUGAUUGUGGGGAAGCAUGCAAGGGGAGGUGCCGGCUGUCGUCGAGGCCCAACCUGUGCAAGAGAGCGUGCGGGACUUGCUGCGAGCGCUGCCACUGCGUCCCGCCGGGAACCUCCGGCAACUACGACACUUGUCCCUGCUACGCUAACAUGACCACUCGAGGUGGAAAACACAAGUGCCCUUAAUUAAGAAGACUCAAGUACGGCGUCGUCAAGUCCUCCUUCUAAUGAUGAUAGCCAUGCAAAUUAUUAGUGAAGAAAUAAUUGUAGCCCGGAUUGCAAAGUGAAGAAAUUAUUCGUUAGCUUUGGUCUAUGCAUGCCGUGUAAUAUGUGAAUGCUCUUAUUUAUUUGUGUUGCGAGCUAUGCCAGGCAGCUUUACUCGAUCCAUUGGCGAGGCAAGCCGCAGAGUUAUAAGAUUGGGCUCCCAUUACGACAGACAGGCUACAUGCCCAUAGGUUACCGACCACUGAACCAAUUUUCACCUGCAGUUAGGGAUGGCAAUGGGUCGGGUUGGGU